This is a messenger RNA of Scheffersomyces stipitis CBS 6054, 1179 nucleotides long. RefSeq lists its product as uncharacterized. Bases 1 to 1179 code for a protein of 392 amino acids. Lineage: Eukaryota; Fungi; Ascomycota; Pichiomycetes; Serinales; Debaryomycetaceae. Gene Ontology annotation, molecular function: oxidoreductase activity, acting on NAD(P)H. The record is from RefSeq and is a predicted model, not a curated record. The transcript has a single exon.
AUGCUGGCUACCAUCGCUAAGACAAAACAUAUACGGAAGACCAAAUCGGACUCCAAGAAACAAGAACAUUUGAAGGCACAGCUCAAUGCCCAGGUCCGACUUGAAGCAUACAAGAAAGAACAGAGCGCAGAGGUUCCUAGGAGUAUUUCAUUCGACAAAAGGUCGCAAUCGGCACUCCUGAUAACAGACUUGAAGGAACCUUUGAAGUUGCAGACCGACUUUCCCAUUCCAGAACUCAAGGAUCAUGAUGUCUUGGUAAACAACAAGGCCAUAGGACUCAAUCCUAUCGAUUGGAAGGGCAAGAAGUACGGAUUUGGUAUCUACCAUUUCCCAUGGAUCAACGGAAGAGAGAGCAGUGGAACUGUAGUGCAAACCGGAAGAAGUGUUGAUGAAGCCGACUUCAAAGUAGGAGACAAGGUCAUCGUCAGUAGUACCAGCUACAGAGACAACAGAACCUCUACUUUUCAACAGUAUACAGCCAUCGAUUCUCGCUUGGUGUGGAAGUUGCCAGACUCGUUUUCGUUUGAAGACGGAGCUACAAUUGGAGUUGGACUUGUCACUGCCGGAGUCAUUUUCUACAACAGCUUUGGUUUCGAGCUCACCCAAGAUAUCGUUCCACAGGAGGGAACAUUACUCCUUUGGGGAGGGGCCACUGUAGUCGGAAUUUACGUUACCCAGUUGGCCAAAUUGCAUGGGCUCAAUGUCAUUUCCAUAGCCAGUUUGGAUCAUGAAGCCUACUUGAGAGAAAAUGGUGCAGAUGUAGUCAUCGAUAGAUACUUGCCUAGAGAAGAGAUCUUGAGACAGGCUGAACAGUACUCGCCAUUUGGAAUACAGUACGGAGUCGAUUGCGUUUCAAAGGAAACAGCUGCCUCCGUUCUCGACAUCCUCGACCAUUUGUCUGGAAACUUGGAGUACCAGCCCAUUUUCUCUGGCAUUGUAGGAACUCCUAAACAGACACCAGAAUCUGUGGAUGUCAGAGAAGUCGUCAUCAAGAGAUUCCAUGAAGACAUUGCUUUCGGCAAAGACUUUGUCGACACUACAACUCACUUCUUUCACGACGAGAGAAUCAAGCCUGUUAGACACAGACGCUACGAGGGUGGACUCCACAUCAUCGAUGAUGCCUUGAGGGAUCUCGAGCUGUUGGGAGCAAAAGGUGAAAAGUACGUAGUCACUAUUUAG